AUGUGGUUUGGGCAUCCCGAUUUUAUGCGUGUGGUUGAAGAUAGUUGGGAGGAACCUAUUGUGGGUUCACCAGCCUUUAUAUAUUCUCAAAAAUUAAAGCGUCUUAAAAUUGCAAUGAAGUUGUGGAAUCAAGAAGUUUUUGGUAAUGUUGAUGUUAGGCUGAAACAGGCUCAGCUUAGACUUGAAAGUUCAAUGCGUUUAUCGGAUGAAGACCCUUCGGAUGUGGACAAAUUGAACUCGAUGAGAAGUGUGGCAGUGGAUGUUAAUGAUAUUAGAAUGCAACAAGUCAUUAUGUUGAAGCAAAAAUCCAGAAAUCAGUGGUUAGUUGAAGGGGCUAGUAAUUCUAAUUUCUUUCAUAAUUCUAUUCGUAUUCGUAGGAGUAGUAAUACUAUUUCGGAAUUGGUGGAUGCUAAUGGGGUAACGGUGACUGAUUAUAAUCAGAUUCGUAACCUUAUUGUUGAUUAUUAUGAGGCAAAGUUUAAUGGUGAUGAUUCAGUUCCAGUUGAAGCUCUUUUUAAUAUUGAUUAUAAUAGUAUUUCUCUUGAGGAGAGUGCUAGAAUGGAUCAGUUUCCCUCAAUUGAUGAGAUUCAUGCAGCGGUUUUUGAUUUGGGUGCGGAUAGUGCGCCAGGGUCGGAUGGGUUUGCUGGUUUUUUCUAUAGGCAUUGUUGGGAGAUUAUCCGGGAGGAUUUGAGAGGUGCUAAUACUCUUCGUAACUUUAGGCCGACUGGUCUUAGUAAUUUCUUUUUUAAGAUUUUUACUAAGAUUUUAGCUACGAGGCUUGGUAGUGUUUUGGAUAACUUGAUUUCUGAGGAACAAGUGGCGUUUAUGAAAGGGAUAAAUAUCCAUGAAAAUAUUAGUCUAGCUUCAGAGAUGGUGAAUGAAACGCAGAUUAAGCGGAAGGAUGGUAAUGUUGGGUUAAAACUUGAUAUAACUCAGGCAUUUGACGCGGUUAGUUGGACUUUCAUCUUGGAGGUGUUUCGAAAAUAUGGUUUUUCUGAGAGUUGGUGUGACUGGAUUCUCCAAAUUCUCAUGUCUGCUAGAAUUUCGGUUCUCGUCAAUGGUAGCCCGGAAGGUUUCUUCAGUAUUGAUAGAGGGCUUCGUCAGGGUGACCCUUUGUAG
This is a messenger RNA of Papaver somniferum (opium poppy), 1119 nucleotides long. RefSeq lists its product as uncharacterized. The transcript has 2 exons. The record is from RefSeq and is a predicted model, not a curated record. Bases 1 to 1119 code for a protein of 372 amino acids. NCBI's taxonomy places the organism in Eukaryota, Viridiplantae, Streptophyta, Magnoliopsida, Ranunculales, Papaveraceae.